Molecule: messenger RNA, 1577 nt
Organism: Pangasianodon hypophthalmus (striped catfish)
Lineage: Eukaryota; Metazoa; Chordata; Actinopteri; Siluriformes; Pangasiidae
Gene: mlf1
Product: myeloid leukemia factor 1
Exons: 8
Coding region: 122-946 (274 amino acids)
Biological process (GO): regulation of DNA-templated transcription
Cellular component (GO): nucleus; cytoplasm
Source: RefSeq, a predicted model, not a curated record
GAGUGGCGAUAAUAAGCGCAUUAGAGUGUGUCAGGGGCUGCUGCGGAGGCUGCCAAGGAAACCUACAAUACUUAUAAAAUUCAUAGCGUUUUAGAUAAACUGUUUGUUGUAACCUGUGGAGAUGUUCAACAGCCAUCUCAGGGACUUUGAGGACGACCCCUUCUUUUCCUCAACAAGUGAUCCUUUCCGCGUACACAAUGAACGAAUGCACCAAAUGAUGAGGGGUUUUUCGGAUCCCUUCAGCCACGGCCUCAUGCCCAGUGUCACAGAUGGCCGGGACAGAGGACGCAGGGGAGAAGGUCAGGCCCGCACAAGUGUAGCCCUCCGCAACGAGGACAGAGACAUGGAUUUCUUCAGGAACCCUUUUGCAAUGAUGGACAACAUGAUAGCAGGCAUGAGGAACAGAAUGGAGGAUAUGCACAGAAACUUUGAGAACGUGCAGUCAGACUCCGACACGCACGCGUUCAGCUCCUCCUCAGUCAUGACUUACUCUAAAGUAGGAGACGAACCAGCCAAAGUGUUUCAGGCCUCCACCCAGACACGCUGCGCCCCCGGAGGGAUUAAGGAAACAAGACGGACUCUGAGAGACACCGAUAGUGGGGUGGAAAAGAUGUCCAUUGGUCACCACAUCAAUGACAGGGGACACGUCAUUGAGAAGAAACACAACAAAAAGACAGGAGAAAGAGAGUUUAACCAGGACUUUCAGAACAUGGAUGAGACUGAAGCCCAGACCUUCGAUGAGGAGUGGCAGCAGAAGGUGUCUGAAUUUCAGCCUGCUGCACGGCUGUCCUAUCUGGAGGCCCCACGAGCCAGAGCAGCUCACCGAGCAGCCAUCACCGGCCCUGAACACACACACAGAGGGAAGAAAGAUAAACCAGCAGAAGGUCAGAAGAAAACACACAUUUCUGAACUCAACAUUCAAGGCUCCAGCAUGAAGAAGGAAUAAAAACUUUACAAACUGAAAUAAAACUCUCUGGCAGGCAUCUCCCUGAUGAUUUUCAUGCGAGUGCUUUUAUUCUUCUGUGUUUCCGUGCAUCUUUUUUCUGUAAUGUAAACUAAACUAAAGCUAGCCAUCCAGAUUUGUUUUUUUUUUUUGUUUGUGUUUUUUUUUUUUUUAAUUUUACCUCUUCAUUCUUUCUGUUUAAGGAAAAAAUGUUACCUGUUAAGUUGAUUCUUAAUGGCUGGUGUAACCAAAUAUCAUGAAAUGUAAUGAUAUUUACACACACACACACAUACACACACAUCUUUUGACAGUGAAAGGUAAGUUGAAUUUUACCUGUAUGCUUGAAUAUCAUAGUGAUUUAAUUAAAAUGAGCACAAAAAGGGUGGGUCUCCCACUACUUAAUACAGAGAUGUUCUAAAAUGCACUUAUGAACAUAACUUGUGUGUAAUUGACUAUUAUGGCCAUCCAUUGUGGAAAAAAUAUCACUCGCUGUGCCCACUUGUAAAGAAUUACAAAACUUUUUAUAAAAUUCUUUGUCAUAAUCUCAUUUUCAGGUUGUCCAUUUUGUGUUAAAUUGUGUCUGCUGUUCUCUUUUUUUCAAAAGUGAAAGACACAAUAAAGACUCAUUUAUUUA